Dendroctonus ponderosae (mountain pine beetle) is the source of this 603-nucleotide messenger RNA. RefSeq names its product thioredoxin, mitochondrial. Bases 106 to 516 code for a protein of 136 amino acids. The record is from RefSeq and is a predicted model, not a curated record. Lineage: Eukaryota; Metazoa; Arthropoda; Insecta; Coleoptera; Curculionidae. Gene Ontology annotation, molecular function: protein-disulfide reductase activity. Gene Ontology annotation, cellular component: cytoplasm. The transcript is spliced from 3 exons.
UCUGUGUAACCUGUCAAUUGUGUCAGCCAUAGAUUCUUCUGGCACUCGAUCACAGAUUCUAGUCAACAAAAGUAAAUACAUCUGAAAUUAAUCGUAUUAAUCAAAAUGAAUAAUUUAUUAGUAAAGAAUAUUGCACGAAAACUGUCAGACAUUGGUAAACGCUCACUGGCAACGACUCAAAAGAAAGCCGGCUCAUUUAAGGUUCAGGAUGACAAGGAUUUUGUGGAUAAAGUGGAGAAUAGCAAGGAAACUGUGAUUGUUGAUUUUUUCGCUACUUGGUGUGGACCAUGCAAAGCUCUGGCUCCUAGACUAGAAAACGUUAUAGCCCAAAGGAAAGGAAAUAUUUCCGUGGCAAAAGUUGAUAUUGAUGAUUUAGGCGAGUUGGCAGCUAAAUAUGAGGUUAGCACUAUUCCUGCGCUUGUUGUGUUUCAAAAUGGGAAGGUCAAGGAGAGGCUAGUUGGACUACAGGACGAAGAUAAGUUGACUUUGUGGAUCGACAACGUGUUGAAGAAAUAAACGAAAACAACUGGACAAUUCGAAUACUGAUUGCAUUAUAAAUUAUUAUGAACUAAACGAUGUAAAUAGAGUCAGUCAUUAGUGUUA